Diorhabda carinulata is the source of this 3155-nucleotide messenger RNA. Its product is annotated as glucose dehydrogenase [FAD, quinone]-like. The transcript has 9 exons. NCBI's taxonomy places the organism in Eukaryota, Metazoa, Arthropoda, Insecta, Coleoptera, Chrysomelidae. The coding region runs from base 78 to 1946 and encodes 622 amino acids. The record is from RefSeq and is a predicted model, not a curated record. Gene Ontology annotation, molecular function: flavin adenine dinucleotide binding; oxidoreductase activity, acting on CH-OH group of donors.
GUAAAAGUAUUCAGCACCUGAUAAACAAUUAUCAGUUAAAGUGGAAAUUAGUUCUGCGGAAAGUUAAUGUAGUAAAGAUGUUUGGAUUGAAGCUUUUUUCGUAUUCACUUAUACUGAUUAUAACAACAUCAGCCAAUGGAGAGCUCUACACUUUUUUUCAAGAUAUCAUAACAUCUUUAGUUGACUUAACAGGCAUACAACCGUUCAUAUCACCGUUAUAUCCAGACAAAGAACUCGAAAUUUUGUUGCAUGAACAAUGGGAUUUCAUCAUAAUCGGAUCGAGUCCUUCAGGGAUAGUUCUAGCAAACAGAUUAACUGAAAAUGAAAAUAUCAACGUUUUAUUACUAGAAGCUGGUGAAGAAGCUAGUGUCCUAACAGACAUACCAAUUAUCGCAGGAGCUUUCGGUUCUUCAAACUAUGAUUACGGAUACAAAACAGAACCUCAACCGAAUUUUUGUAGAGGUUGUACUGAUAACAGAGUGAAAUGGGAACGUGGAAAAGCUCUUGGUGGUGGUACUAUCAUCAACUACAUGCUUUACGUUAGAGGAAACAAGAGAGAUUUCAAUCUUUGGUCGGAAAUGGGGGGUUCGGGAUGGGCAUACGACGAUUUACUACCAUAUUUUAAAAAAAUAGAAGAUACCCGCGUAAAUAAAAUUGACGAAGACUUUAGAGGAAAAGGAGGAUAUUUAACUAUUUCAGAUGAACCGUGGAGAACGAAAAUUUCAGAAAUAUUCGUAAACGCUGCGGAAGAAUCCGGACUUAAAUACGUUGAUUAUAAUGGCAAACAACAAAUAGGAGUAUCGUUUGUACAAACAUCAACGAAAAAUGGUUUAAGAGAUAGUGCGGAAAAAGCUUAUCUGCGACCUGUACGACAUAGACCAAAUUUAGUAAUUCAAACUAACGCUCAAGUAACACGAAUAUUAUUCAAAGAAAAAACUGCUUACGGCGUUCGAUAUUUCCAUGACGGAAUUUUUAAUAAAGUAACUGCUAAAAAAGAAGUUAUUCUAUCUGCUGGUACCAUAAAUUCAGCACAAUUGUUAAUGCUAUCGGGGAUUGGACCCAAAGAAGACUUACAACAAUUAGGUAUACCAGUACUACAGAAUUUACCUGUUGGUAGAAAAAUAUACGAUCAUUCCACGUUUCCUCUAAUUGCUUACCAAUUGAAUGAAAGCGUAUCCGUUGAUACAAUAGAUUUCCUCAAUCCUAUAAAUUUAUUAGAUUUGGCAAAAGGAAAAGGCAGAUAUACUUCCACAGGAGGUGUCGAAGUCCUGGCUUUUGUUAAAACAAAUAUUUCAACGGACCCCGAUCCUUUUUAUCCUGAUAUUGAACUCUUAGUUUUGGGCGGUAGUGUAGCUAACGAUGACGGGAUAAUAUUUAGAAAUAUUUUUAACAUACCACCGAAUAUUUACGAUGUUAUAUUCAAACCUUUAGAAGGGAAAUUUGUUUACCAGGUUACACCAAUACUAUUACAUCCCGUUUCACACGGAUUUUUGAAAUUGAAAUCCUCAAAUCCAUUCGACGCUCCAUUAUUAUACGCUAAUUAUUUUUCUGAUCCCAACAAUCGUGAUAUCAAAACUUUCAUAGCCGGUAUACGAGAGAUUCAAAGAAUCAACGAGUUUCCGUCUUUAAGGAAAGUUGGUGCUACCCUCGUAACUACACCUGUGCCAGGUUGUGAAUUGUAUGUUUUCGAUUCUGAUGAAUAUUGGGAGUGUGCUCUAAGGAUCGUAAUAGGUAGUUAUUUUCAUAUGGUUUCAUCUUGUAAAAUGGGUCGUUCGGAUGAUAAAGAAGCGAUCGUUGAUUACGAAUUGAAGGUAUUCGGAAUAGACAAAUUGCGAGUGGUGGAUGUUGGAGUGAUACCACUACCUUUGUCAGGUCAUACUAUGAGUCCUGGUUAUGUCAUCGGUGAAAAAGCCGCCGAUAUAAUAAAACGGUCCUGGAAUAUUUAAUAAAAAACUAACAAAAAACACACCUUGUAUAAACGAUUCGGAUUCGGUUUAUUUUCUUUCCGUCUACGUUAGGUCAAGAAUUAAAUUAACUGUAUAAUAAAACAAGUUAAAUCAGUCACAUAACGGUUAUAUAAAGAUUUAUAUACGAAUUUUGUUGUUGUGAAAUUAAAUUUGGAAAUAAAUUGUAAGCCUCUACUUUCUCUUAAAGGUCAUAUGAGGAUAAAUAUUCAAUUAUUAUUACAUCCAGUAGUAAUUAGAUGAAUUUAAACAAAUCAAUGUUAAUAAUUGUUGAAAUCUAUUAGUAGUCUAGUCAUUAUUGACCUCAGAAAAUCGACAUACCCAGUAUAUAUAACGCCCUCUAUCUCGAAAACAGUUCAAGGUAUAAAAAAAAGUUGAUAACAAAAGUUGUAGAGAAUUAGAUUCUCCGUAAAACCGUAAAACUCAUAGAAGACGAGAUAUUUGCAAAAUAUGUAAAAAAAUCCAUUUUUAUGACCUUUCACCCUCCGAUUUGCAAACUUGCAAUCAUCAAAUUAUAUGUGAAUUUUGAGAAUAGUUUUAGGAUACCAAAAUACAAGUUUUUACAUACUAGGUAUGUCGAUUUUCGGAGAUAUAGAUUUACAAUAGCUAAUAAUGAGAGAAUAUAUGCAACACUUUAUACUAGAAAUCGGUAUGGUGAGUUGCCUGUAACUUAAAACUGACGUUUAAUAAUUGCAGACCGAAAAUGCUAUUAGUAAAACUUAAUAAAUAUCGAGCGAAUACACAAAGCGUUUUUAAGUUCAUGUUUAAUACAAAUAUUUCUAAUUUGUUAUAUAAAAUAUAGAGAGAGCGAGGUAUGAAAGUUUGUUUAUUUGUACUAGAACCGCUGAUAGAAAGAGAACGAACAUCGUUGUACCAUUCUUUAUCUUUCUAAAUUCUGAUUCUGAUUGGAUCGCCAAAGUAAUGAGUGGUGGUGACGGCAAAGGAGGAGAAUAAUAGGUUUGAUUUUAUUGGCGAAUGGAAGGUAAUAGAGAAUGGCAAACCGAUGCUUUUUCUCUUUCUCCCAAUAGUACAAUUUCUUAUAUAUAGCGUCCUUUCUGGCAUUAAUAUUAGAUCUACGAUAAAAGCCAACUUAAUUUUUGCGCUUCAACUGUCUUUGUAAAAUAACAAUGAACAAAAUGGAGGUUAUACGUUAACUACGACCGACCUUUUUAAUAAAACAAUCUGACAAAA